AUGGCUGACCGUCAAAAGGGGAGAUAUACCAAUGGCUCUGGUAGAACCUGUCAAAACUGCGCGAGGGCCAAAAUCCGAUGCAUUCGUUCUGAGGCUACAGGGAGUUGCGACCGGUGGGUUAAUUGGAGAGAUCGUCGAUGCUCAAUGUCUGACUGGCUGAUAGAUGCGGCCGCUUGGGGAAAUCCUGUCACUUUCGGGAGGGUGGAAAUAAGGAUGGAGACCCUGGAAGCCAAAGUGGAUCAGCUCCUAGCCCAAUCAGGGGUGCCAAUUCCGGUACUAUAUUGUUUCCACGUGCUUUAUUGA
Molecule: messenger RNA, 303 nt
Organism: Penicillium hordei
Lineage: Eukaryota; Fungi; Ascomycota; Eurotiomycetes; Eurotiales; Aspergillaceae
Product: transcriptional regulator WAR1
Exons: 2
Coding region: 1-303 (100 amino acids)
Source: RefSeq, a predicted model, not a curated record